Gorilla gorilla gorilla (western lowland gorilla) is the source of this 1780-nucleotide messenger RNA. RefSeq names its product carboxylesterase 4A-like. The coding region runs from base 52 to 1290 and encodes 412 amino acids. The transcript has 12 exons. Lineage: Eukaryota; Metazoa; Chordata; Mammalia; Primates; Hominidae. The record is from RefSeq and is a predicted model, not a curated record.
ACCAAGAGGCCUCAAGUGGUCACCAAAUAUGGAACCCUGCAAGGAAAACAGAUGCAUGUGGGGAAGACACCCAUCCAAGUCUUUUUAGUAGUCCCCUUCUCCAGACCUCCUGUAGGUAUCCUCAGGUUUGCACCUCCAGAACCCCGGGAGCCCUGGAAAGGAAUCAGAGAUGCUACCACCUACCCGCCUGGAUGGAGUCGCGCUCUGUCGCCAGGCUGGAGUGCAGUGGCACGAUCUCGGCUCACUGCAACCUCCGCCUCCCGGGUUCAAGCGAGUCUCCUGCCUCAGCCUCUGAGUACCUGGGGCUACAGGUGCCUGCAGGAGUCCUGGGGCCAGCUGGCCUCGAUGUACGUCAGCACGCGGGAACAGUACAAGUGGCUGCGCUUCAGCGAGGACGGUCUGUACCUGAACGUGUACGCGCCAGCGCGCGCGCCCGGGGAUCCCCAGCUGCCAGUGAUGGUCUGGUUCCCGGGAGGCGCCUUCAUCGUGGGCGCUGCUUCUUCGUACGAGGGCUCUGACUUGGCCGCCCGCGAGAAAGUGGUGCUGGUGUUUCUGCAGCACAGGCUCGGCAUCUUCGGCUUCCUGAGCACGGACGACAGCCACGCGCGCGGGAACUGGGGGCUGCUGGACCAGAUGGCGGCUCUGCGCUGGGUGCAGGAGAACAUCGCAGCCUUCGGGGGAGACCCAGGAAAUGUGACCCUGUUCGGCCAGUCGGCGGGGGCCAUGAGCAUCUCAGGACUGAUGAUGUCACCCCUAGUCUCAGGUCUCUUCCAUUGGGCCAUUUCCCAGAGUGGCACCGCGUUAUUCAGACUUUUCAUCACUCGUAACCCACUGAAAGUGGCCAAGAAGGUUGCCCACCUGGCUGGAUGCAACCACAACAGCACACAGAUCCUGGUAAACUGCCUGAGGGCACUAUCAGGGGCCAAGGUGAUGCAUGUGUCCAACAAGAUGAGAUUCCUCCAACUGAACUUCCAGAGAGACCCUGAAGAGAUUAUCUGGUCCAUGAGCCCUGUGGUGGAUGGUGUGGUGAUCCCAGAUGACCCUUUGGUGCUCCUGACCCAGGGGCAGGUUUCAUCUGUGCCCUACCUUCUAGGUGUCAACAACCUGGAAUUCAAUUGGCUCUUGCCUUACAUCAUGAAGUUCCCGCUAAACCGGCAGGCGAUGAGAAAGGAAACCAACACUAAGACGCUCUGCAGUACCCACACCCUGUUGAAUAUCACCAAGGAGCAGGUACCACUUGUGGAGGAGUACCUGGACAAUGUCAAUGAGCAUGACUGGAAGAUGCUAUGAAACCGUAUGAUGGACAUAGUUCAAGAUGCCACUUUCGUAUACGCCACACUGCAGACUGCUCACUACCACCGAGAUGCCGGCCUCCCUGUCUACCUGUAUGAAUUUGAGCACCACGCUCGUGGAAUAAUCGUCAAACCCCGCACUGAUGGGGCAGACCAUGGGGAUGAGAUGUACUUCCUCUUUGGGGGCCCCUUCGCCACAGGUGCAAAGGUCCCACCUGAUACCCCAACUGGGUGUCCAGUCUCCCACCUCUGGAUGCAGACCCACCCCUCCAUCGGCUGGCCACAGGGAGCUCACCAGUUCCUAAUCUGUGAUGCUCUCCCAAAUGAAAGUCGUCUGCUCCACAAGCAGCAGAAGCAGCAGGAGUAGGGUGGGAGGGCAGCGUCCCCUGCUCUGUCCGAAAUCCCACAUCCCAUUCUGCCCCCAGGCCUUUCCAUGGGUAAGGAGAAGGCACUUAGCCUCCGGAUGAUGAAAUACUGGGCCGCACAGG